AAAAAAAAACCUUUAUUUUAGAGUCUGCAUCAUUAAUAAAGUUAGAACAAAGACUGAAGUACAACUCGGAAUAUCUGGGGAAAAAAUAGAAAUUGAUCCUGUUAUCACCAGUAAAGGUGCUAGCAGAUUUUGGCAUAGACAACGAGCUGUAACACACAACAUGAACAAUGUUGCUUUUAGUGGAGUAAUAGAUUUUAAAGGAUCAAAAUCCAUUUUUACAUUAAUAAUUAGCCACUGCGAUCCUCACAUUUCUAGAGCAUUAGAAGGCUUAAAUGUAUCCAUUAGCGGCACUCGAUCUCUUAGGCGAUCAGCAUCAUUUAAAAGUUACGAAUUCGAAGCUGAGUCUGCUGUUGCCAAUGAAAUAGUAACAAAAAUAAAUUCUAUAUUGGAAAUGACAAGCAGUGCAACAGUGAAAGAGUAUCAAAAUUAUAAAGACCGUAAAGCUAGAAGAAAAAGUUUCCACACCCACAGAUGACCACUUUACUAUGUUACACGUUUUGUUGUUGUUGAAUAAAAAAA
Messenger RNA from Copidosoma floridanum, 519 nucleotides. RefSeq lists its product as uncharacterized. Lineage: Eukaryota; Metazoa; Arthropoda; Insecta; Hymenoptera; Encyrtidae. The record is from RefSeq and is a predicted model, not a curated record.